Trichophyton verrucosum HKI 0517 is the source of this 1062-nucleotide messenger RNA. RefSeq lists its product as uncharacterized. The record is from RefSeq and is a predicted model, not a curated record. The transcript is spliced from 2 exons. Gene Ontology annotation, molecular function: protein binding. Lineage: Eukaryota; Fungi; Ascomycota; Eurotiomycetes; Onygenales; Arthrodermataceae. The coding region runs from base 1 to 1062 and encodes 353 amino acids.
AUGGACCCAGCAUCCGAACACUCAUGGAGCCUGUUCCAGUAUAUUCGCGAGCUGCUCGCUGCUCCCGAAAAGCACACUCACGACUGGAGCGAGGCAGAACGUCAUAAUUUCCAACAUAGCCCCCUCUACAGAUUGCCGGCCGAACUGCUCGGGAUUAUUCACGAAUAUUUGCCUCCCAACAACUCAUUCGCAUUAUCACUCACCUGUGCUCGGUUCUACUUCUCUACCAUCCUUGCAGGGGCCCAACGCGAGCUAAAAUCAACCAAAAUGGGCCAGUUCAUUGUCAUGUGCAUGCUCGAAGGAGUCGGACAGAUAAAGGAGUAUUGCUGCCGGGGUUGCCUCACCACGCACCCUUCCUCUCACUUCUCCAAGGAUGAACUGGAAAAGCGCCACGCAGAGCGCUAUUGUUUACGAACCAAGAAGGUUAUGGCAUUUGGAGCAUUUGGGUCAGACCCCAAGAGCUUUAACGAGGUACUGGAGAUGAGGAGGACACGGGAAUUGGAGGAAAACAUCGAUAUUCUGCAACAGGGCUCCUUCUGGAACCUCUUUUCCUCCCCCAAAAUAUCAGUAGUGACCGGCAUACGGCUGUUCCCUCAAGGCAAAAAGGUUUCCGUGGAACGGUUCGCAGAACUAUGCCAGAAAUUAAACUACCCAGUCUGCCCCCAUAUGACGACGGCCGACAAAAGAAUUGUGGACCUCUACGUUCCUGAUUUUUUUCGCGCUGGCAAAUCAAACAUACCUUAUCCCUUCAGUCAGCAUUUUGAGCGAAAUGAACUCGGCGUCAAAUGUAAGGUUUAUGAGGCAGCUAAUUCAUUCUACUAUGCAACCCAGGCUCCGAUCGCGGGCACAGCCAUAGAGAGUAAUAUCGACUGCAUCCCUCUCUCACUCCCUAAAUCUUCGUUGAUGACGAGGCUUGGUGUAACCAUCUGGUCUGCUGUAAGCUCAUGUAUUCCAGAAAAGCAUCACCGGCGGAAGUCAGGCCACCUUCACCGGGUCGUUAUUUCGGACCAUCUGUAUAUGCUAACCCCUCAGUUCCAAAGGGAGCGUGAAGGGAGGGAUUAG